GCCCCGCGGGCAGGAGGAGGAGCAGCGGGAGGAGGAGCGGCGGCGGAGGAGGCGGUGGCUGCUGCCGGCCGGGGAUGCGUGUGUGCCUGUGCGUGUGUGCGCCCGCUCAGCUCGCUAUCCUCGGGUCACUCGGUGCCGGGUGGAUCCAGCCGCUCCCGGCGCCGCGGGAAUCGCUUUUCCCAGCGCGGCCGGUUCUCGCUGAGGUCCCGAGAAGAGCACCGAAAAGAAAUGAAUGUCAGAGAGGAUUUGUUUAAUCAUUUACCAGCUGACACAAGCCAUGUCCCUAACAAAGCGUUGGUGAAAAAGUAGAAGAUUUCUGGGAUACAGCAGCACCAGUACUGUGAAGCCGCUUCUGCAGGUCAGGAGCAGCAUGUGUUGGAGGAUGCCGUAGCCCAGGAGGUGAGGCUCGUGGGGACAAGGUCGAUGGCUUGCAUGGAGCUUCUCUACCUGGCUGAGGAGAGCAGACAGGUGCCCCUGGGCACCGCUGCUGGCUGGAGCCUGCCCUGCCAUCCCCGUGAGCAGCAGCAGUGUGAGGGGGGUGAGGUGGACCCCAGAGCAGCCGCUGCCGUGGCAGCCCUGCACUGUGAACGGCACUGCAAGCCCUUGCAGAGGGGCCCUGUGGCUGAGCCCCCCCUGGCACCCUGGCCCCCCUCCGUGGGCACCUCGCCCCAGGAGCACCCUGCACCCUCCAGCACCUCCCAGCCCUGCCGCCCAGGCGAGCUCUUGCCCAGGGAAGAGGAUGGAGGGAAGAAAGCCUGCUGCUGUGCCCAGGAACUCGAGACGUCGUUCACCUAUGUGGAUGAAAAUGUAAAUCUGGAGCAUGCAAGAAGUGCCCCCACUCCUGCAGGUGGCCAGGAUGCCCCCCUGCAGCAGCAUUCCUGCAGGGCGCUGCCACCUGAAUGGGUGCACGAUUCUCCCUCCUUGGUCUCUGAGGAGGACGAUGCUGCCUCGGAGGCAGCAGCUGGGAAAUCCGUUGACUAUGGAUUCAUUAGUGCCAUUUUGUUCCUGGUUUGUGGCAUUUUGCUGGUGAUAAUUUCCUAUGUGGUACCCAGAGAUGUGACUGUGGAUCCCAGCACGGUGGCUGCCCGGGAGAUGGAGAGGCUGGAGAACGAGAGCGCCAGGAUCGGCGCUCACUUGGACCGCUGUGUGAUCGCUGGGCUGUGUCUCCUAACCCUGGGGGGCGUGGUGCUCUCCAGCCUGCUGAUGAUGUCCAUGUGGAAAGGGGAGCUGUACCGGAGGAGCAGGUUUGCAUCCUCCAAGGAGUCUGCAAAGCUGUAUGGAUCUUUCAAUUUUAGAAUGAAGUCUGGUGCAAAUGAUAAUAUGCUCGAGCUGUCAUUAGUUGAGGAAGAUGUGCUUGCCAUAGAUAAUUAGUGUGGUCAUGAUUUUUAAGGCAGCAUUUUUACAGGAAAAUAUGUUUCAUUAAAGAAAGCAGAUGCAGCUAAAGAUAGCUGGUGAUGCAGUUUAUUUGUCUGACAAGAAUGGUGUUAUCUUAAGCUCUAUAAUCAAAUGUUUGCAAUAUAUGAGUACUUGUUGUAAAGAGGAACUGUGCCAGAUGAAAUGCAAAUGAUACAAAAUAACGAAAACCACUGAAUAAAAAGAGAUUUGUGAUAAGUAGGUUCCUCAGAUACUUGUUUAUCCUAGUAUAAAACAUUCCACUGAUGUCUUGCCUAUAUAAUUUUCUUAUUACUCUCAUACAGAAUAUGAAUGACCUUGACACUUUGGAAGCUGUUAAUUUUUGAAGCCUGCAGGAUUAUUUACAGUCUACUUGACAGAAUGUUAAGAAGCAGGACCAAUAAUCAAAUAGCAGGGCUAAUAUUUCAUUAAGAGAUGCUAUUUUAUUGUUUAGUUUUAAGCAGAUCCCUUCUCUUCAAUUAAGUGACAGCUAUGGGAAGAAAGAACACCACUUGGGGAUGACUGGCCACAAACCUCCCGUAUUUCCAAACAAUCGUACAAUUAGUGAUGAUUAUUUAAAAUAUGAAAUAAGAGGCAAAGGGCAGGAAACCAUAUGGCUCAUGGUACUGGUAGGAGACAAAAGACUCUUUCAGCUUGAGGUCAGUGGCUCCAUUUCAGUUCAGAUUAGCAAUGAUUGAUAGUCAUUAACUUCUGAUAGCUAUAGUGACCCAUAUAAAAGAAGUUUAGUUCCUGGUGGACAGAUGUCUUUGUAUGAAAACUGCCAUAACAUGAAUUAACAGACGUCUUGUUUGGAGUCUCAAAAGACCCAAAGACUGAAAAAGCAUAGGGAUGCUGAGACUGGACACUUCUCCUUUAGUACACAUGCCAGAAGAAAUUCAAGCUCAGCUGUAGGGCUUUGCUUAUACUCAGGCUGUCUGCAUCUCAUUAGUCCUUUUUGAAACUUCAGUUUUAUGUCACUAGGCUGUCAACCUUCUCAUAACCAGCAAGGAAAGGUCAGGAAGGAGCUCUCUGAGACUUGUUCAAUAAAACCCAAUUUAUUUGUAAAGAAUAAAUCAUCAGGAAAUACAGAGGUUAAGUAUCAGGCAGUUUACCGGCUGACAUGAGACUCACUUAACGUAGGGGAUGAUCAAGGGUACAUGUUGCUACUAAUCUCAGUCCUGUGGCACUGUAGCCAAAAGCCUCUACCACUGAUGCUGUUUGCUUUAUUACCAGCUGGUUUCUGGGGAACAUUGAUGUGUUCUUGCAGUGCUGGGAAAACCAACAAAAAUUGCUCAGUGCACUGCUGUCAGUUCUCACUGAGCAGUGGUUAAUACAUAUAUAUAUAUAUAUAUAUAAUUAAUAUGUAUAUGUAUGUUGUAUAUGUAUGUCUCCCUGGCAAAGCCAAACAUGGGUGAAGAGCUCUGUCUGCACAGUCUCUGACUGCAGUCUUAGAAGAAACAUGUGCUUCACUAUGACAGCCUUGUCAGUUGUGAGUUAACUCUAAAAUACCAGGAGUAUGCAUUAUUUUUAAAAUGAUACUUUUUUUCCCACUGUGACACACAGGAGAAGAGUUCUCUUGGGAAGGGGUGGGGAGGUUUCCUUUAUACUCCCUUUACCCAGUUAUAUGUGACAGCACAGUUCAGAAUAAGAAGUGGAUGCCAGAAACAUGAGUUCCUCACAGAGAGACUGAACGCUAUUUUGCCAUUUGGUUCUUCAUUCCCCUUCUCUGGCUAUUUUUGUCAGGGGACAAAUGCAGCAUCCAAGUCUGACCAGACUGGUUCAGUCCCUUUGUGCUUGCUGGCUGCAGGUGCUGGCAUGGGUGUCUGUGACCAAGGGCCCAAGGAGCUGCCCUGCUCCGGAUUCACGCCUUUGGUCAGUAAAUUCCAUAGUGUGGUACCCGGGCUUUUGCACUGGUCCUGCAAAAGAGAUGCUGCUGCACAUGUUUUCUGCUCCAGCUGCAGCUUUAGGUCAGUGUUACUGCAUAAUUAAAUGAGGUGCCUUAUUAGAGGGUGCUGCUGCCCAGUAAAUGAUUCUCCCAGUUAAUGUUAUGAUACACAGCAUGUUCCCAGGCAGUAACUCAGCAGUGACCAGCAUCUCCACAGUGAUCUUUGAAGAGCUUACAUCCUUCUGGCUGUGUCAUCAGGGAUUCCUGAUUGAAUCCCUAAGAUAAAUACGUGAAGUGUCUUAUAUCUGGAAGUCUGGAAGGUACCUCAGCCUGUUGUGAUCAGUACAAGUGAGGAAGGAACUGGCCUGGGAAUCUGGAUGCAGAGCAGAAACGCUCCUCUUCUGCUGGCCUUGGCCAGCUGGAGGGGUGUGUGGACACUGCCUGCAGAGCCUGACACUUUGCUCAAGGUGGGCAGGUGGGAACAGCUCUUCCUCUUGUCCUACCCUGAGGAUGGGAAGGGGCUGGCCGUGGCCUCCACAGAUCCAGGGAAAGCCAUGCCAAGUGAGAGGGCAAAUGUUGCUGAGCUGGGGUCAGCAAGAUGGUGUGGGGCAGGGGACAGAUGUCUGGGGGAUGAAAACCCGUUCACCUGCCUGGGCUCCGUGAUCUCACCUAUGUUACAGAAGCUCUAAAACUGAGGCUGGCGGUUUUGAUAGCUAUUCUUUUUAUUUUUUAAUUACACAUAUGCAUGAAAUUGGAGUACAUUCCAUUAUUGUGGAAAGAUGACAGCUUAAGCCGUAUGGAUCACAGAUUUCUUGUAGGAACCAUGACAUGCCUUAAUGCUGAUUAUUAGCACUAGAAAAAGAAACACUUCCAUGACUGUCAGUAUGUUAUUGUCAAGUGAGAAGUUUUCUGACACUUUGUAAAAUGCCUGUCACAGAUCAUGAACCUGCAAUACUUUAAUGAACCCUGAAAUUUUCCCUGAGCAUUUUAAGGAAACAUUAGUCAACCUAAUAAUCUAAAUGUACACUGCAGAAGUGUGAGGAGUAAUAAAAUUUAAACAACGGGACUAAGAGAGUUUCUUUUUUUUGGUGUGUGUGCUCUGAAAGCAGUGAAGGAAGGCCUUCAGAGCACAGGAAUUUAGCAGAUAAAAAUGUUCAGGAUAUUUCUCUGAUCACCUUUAGCAAUUGCAUCAUGAUGUGAGUUGGCGGUGCAAUAUGAAACCUCUGGAUUCUCAGGUUCUCAUGCUGUGAAACCAAACACAGAAACCAAAGCACUUGCUGUCUUGUGGCUGAUGGUGGAAGUGAAUGUAUGAGCCCACUGGCCAGUGGACAGGCCCUCACACCGUUCACCUCACAUGGGGUGGUAUCAAAGGGUGAGGCCAAGGCAGGUUUAUUGCCCCCUCAUGCACCCUCGCAAUUUGACUUCCCCUGCUCAAAAUUCAAAUGCUUUAAAGGUACAAAUGGGAGAAGAUGUUGGUGAUUUUUUCGUUGCCUGGGCUGAAGUUGUCACUUGAUUCACUGGAGAGCUUUUCCCUUUUUUGGGUGAACUAAACUUUGGCAUAUAACAAGUGGGUUUAAGGUGCCCUAUAAACAUAUCUGGAUUCUGAGUACCCUGGAAACAGAACAGGAUCUGUGCCCUUAGUUUGUUUCUGACCAGCCCCAGCUGCCAAACAGGACAUUCUCCCAGUUUCUACCUCAUGACACGUCUGCUGGCUGGGCCCAGCCCUGGCCUCUGCCUUCCCACUGAGGUGUCCAUGCUUCCCUGAACUGCGGGAAGGGAGGCGGCAGCCGCCGCUGUCCGGCUCCGUGCUGCUCGAACAGCUCCCUGCUGGCCCGUGUUCUCAGUUCCUUUUCUCGGUGUGGCUGUGGCUGAGGCUGGGCUGUGGGAGGUGCAUGGCCUCUGCUGGGGUGCUCAUGAGAGCAGAGGCUGUCACCGCGCGGUCCCGGCCCCCACGCCACGGUCCCAGCGUGUCCCCUCCGGCCUGAGGCCGGCCCCGCGGCAGAAGCGCCCAAGACUCUCCUAGGAAGCUACACUGGGUUGUUGCUGGGUUUUUAUGUGUUUACAAUUUUUUAGUCUUUGUAAUUAUUUAAAAAAUCUGUCUGCAAUGAAUAUAGAGUUUACUGACUAAGAAAGCAACUGGUUUAAUCUUGUAAAACUCUGACCCACUACGGGUGAAACAUUACAGUCCAUCACGAGCUGUUCAAUAGUGCGUUUGAUGCCUUAUUACAAUUGCAGCCGCGCUCUGUACAGAGACAAAAAUAAAAGUCUGUGAAGCUGA
Prinia subflava (tawny-flanked prinia) is the source of this 5555-nucleotide messenger RNA. It is a transcript of the gene TMEM74, whose product is annotated as transmembrane protein 74. Bases 424 to 1371 code for a protein of 315 amino acids. The transcript has 2 exons. The record is from RefSeq and is a predicted model, not a curated record. NCBI's taxonomy places the organism in Eukaryota, Metazoa, Chordata, Aves, Passeriformes, Cisticolidae.